Pyricularia oryzae 70-15 is the source of this 2607-nucleotide messenger RNA. RefSeq lists its product as uncharacterized. The record is from RefSeq and is a predicted model, not a curated record. The transcript has 8 exons. Bases 1060 to 2067 code for a protein of 335 amino acids. Gene Ontology annotation, molecular function: methyltransferase activity. NCBI's taxonomy places the organism in Eukaryota, Fungi, Ascomycota, Sordariomycetes, Magnaporthales, Pyriculariaceae.
ACACAGGUAAACAGCUUGCCACAGAGCUUGGGACGUAAAAUUCUCGACUUGCUCGCCAGCUCUGUUUAAUGUUUAUCCCCGUUCAAACAGCCGCAAUCCCACCACAAUUUCUUCUGCAGCUCGUUUGGGUCCAGCUCUCAAUUGUUUUCCCCUGCACGUUCUCUUUGGGGGCCUUGCAGAUCAUGCAGACGCCCCUCAGCAGUCUGUACCACGCAGAACCAAUGAGUUUGCUCCAAGUUUUUAUGGAGGGGUAAACAGCAUACGCGCAAACAAGCCCCGGCUUUUUUUGAUUUGCUAACGAAACAAAACGAUUAAAAAAAUAAACAUAAGGAAAAGGCCCGCUUGGCAAGUAUAACCUUUUUCUGUUGAUGCUUGUGGCGCUACCAUCUUGUCUGAGUCAGGUUCAGUCAACCCGGCAGAAGCUCGAGAACUGCUCGGCUUUUUCCUAUUUCUCAAGAAACCAGUUUGACGGAAUGGUACUUCCGGGACACAAUUGCUUCAAAUCAGGGCUUGACCGCCGACCUGUGUCGCCUUUCGGCUAUUGGUUAAAGAUGUCAGCGUCCCAGAGAACGGACUGACCCUCCUGUCUCUCGAGUAUCCACACCCACCAAGCCGGCACCCGUUCUGCAGGGUACCAAACUGUCGGAUACGACGUCCUGGGACGCUUCUUUUGCUUCUCGUUUCCGUCCUCACUCCCUCUGUCAGCUUUCAUCCUUUUUUUCUCCUUCUUAGUUGGAGGGUAGGCUAUGCUUCUCAAAACCCGUCGGGGUUGACUGAGGUUCUAAUACAAAAAGCCUCGACGAACCCGUUGUCCUCGUUACAUAGCCACCUCGGUGCUUUUGCCACAGAUUCCGUUUUUACAUCAAUCAAUCUUCCUGGACCAAAUCCGCAGUGAAACCAUUUCCAGGAAAACAAAACCGUUGAGACUGGCUGCCUUUGUAUUUCGGAUUUCACGCCAGUAUUUUAUUUUUUGUUGGUCAACCCAGCAUUACUUGAUCUUUUGCUGCACUAUCCAUCCACCACCCCACUGGCCUUGUAGAACAACCCGACAGUUCGGUCAUGGGUGAUUUCCCACUCACAAUGAAUUCGGUUAUGCCAUCCAAUGAUAUCAAGUAUGGAGAGGAAAAUCACGCAUCUUUAUCGGACGCCGAUGCCACUGCGGACAGCUUUAGGGAGGUCCAAAAAGAGAAUGGAAGGACUUACCACUCGUUCCGGGCAGGGUCCUACCCAUUUCCCAACGAUGACGCCGAAAAUGAAAGGUUAAAAUUUCAGUAUGAAAUCAUAACCGAGGUGCUCGGUCGCAACUAUUUUGCACCAUUCACAAAAGAUACUCCUCCAACCCGGGUUUUGGAUAUUGGUACAGGACCCGGACAAUGGGCCAUAGAGAUUAGUGACGAGUUUCCAGAGGCAGAGGUGAUUGGCACUGACCUAUCACCAAUACAGCCAAAUGAAGUGCCUGAAAAUUGCUACUUCUACGUCGACGACUCCUCUGAAGAAUGGGAUUUUGGCUUUGAUUUCUCCUACAUACACACGCGCCUCACCUUUGGCUGCUUCUCCGACAUGCGCACGCAGGUCAUCGACCAGGCGCUGCGCAACCUCAAGCCGGGAGGCUGGCUCGAGUGUCAAGAGCUCGAUCCAGUCGUCGCCUGCGACGACGGCACCAUGCCGGCCGACUACUCACCGAAGCAGCUGACGUUGGCCCUCGAGGCGGCCUCGCGGAUAGCCAAGCGGCAGUUCACGUGCGCGCCGCUGAUCCGCGGCUGGCUCGAGGAGGCCGGCUUCGUCGACGUCCAGCAAAAAGUCUUUAAGCUGCCCGUCAACGGCUGGGACGCCUCGAGCCCGCGCGCCAGCGAGCUCGGCAAGAUGUGGUUCGACAACCUGUCGAGCGGCCUGGGGGCAGUCUGCACGGCGCUGCUGCAUAGGCAUGCAAACAAGCAGGUUGAGGAGAUUGAGGUAUCGCUAGUUGAUGUUAGGCGGCAGCUACGAUCCCAGAACAUACAUGCAUAUCAUUCACUUUAUGUGGUUUGGGGCAGAAAGCCUUUCGAGGGCGAGAUGACUUCUUCGUGAUAACGAUUUGUGUGUCGUGAAAAGCAGCCGAAGCACUGACGCUUUGAAAUGAAAACGAAAGCGAUGUGCUUUGAUCGCGGUAGGCGCGGGAUUUGGUUUCAAAACUUGAAUGUGGCUGGUUGUGUUUGGCUUGAAAUGACGGAACACAGGACGCAGGACAGGCGCACAUAUCACUUAUAGCGUAGUCGCCCCGCCCAUCUUGCGACAAAGAUAGGGACAAAAGGAUUUGGAAAAAAGAAGAAAAGAGAAAAAAAAAAACGACUAGAAAGAAUUGUCGGUAUCACUUUGGAUGAUCCUCUCGCUUAUUUUUAUGUUGUCUAAGCCAAUCUGAAGUGCUUACCGCCUUGGCAUCAUUUAUUCGUCUGUCUUGAGCCAACCCGAAGACGCUGAUUUACAAGGAAUUCUUCAUUGUUCGGCGGAAAAAAAGCCAAUGGCACAAAAAAUGUACGUAGUACUACAUAUGUGCAGUGAACACAUUCAGUGCGUUCGGCUACCGGAUGAUCACCCGCAUUUGAUCCCAAAUACCAUCUAAUGUUUUUG